Molecule: messenger RNA, 1893 nt
Organism: Pistacia vera
Lineage: Eukaryota; Viridiplantae; Streptophyta; Magnoliopsida; Sapindales; Anacardiaceae
Product: asparagine--tRNA ligase, chloroplastic/mitochondrial
Exons: 15
Biological process (GO): asparaginyl-tRNA aminoacylation
Cellular component (GO): mitochondrion
Molecular function (GO): ATP binding; asparagine-tRNA ligase activity; nucleic acid binding
Source: RefSeq, a predicted model, not a curated record
GCUUCCUCUCAUUAGAUACUAUAAGACUAUACUAGAUAACAAGCACAAUAAACCAGUACACACAAAUCCCCAAUCCACCGCAGAAAUGGCUGCGGCUUUUUCACCGGCCACUCCUCUCCGGUUGCGGCCUUACUCUACUCUCCGCUUCCUAUCCUCUUACCCCAAAUACCUAACCAAAUAGCACCAUUUUUUUCCGCCACUUCUCCACCGCCACCCAACUGCUCGCCCAAGAUUCUUCUGCUCCGUGAUUUCCGCUGCUUUGCCCUCUGGCGAAAGGACGAAGCCGGAAUUGAUGGAAUAUCAGAAGGGAGAAAUGGGAAGUAAAGUUGGGGAGUUCAGAAAGAAGUUUAAGAUUGUCGAUAUUAAAGGUGGAGCUGACCAAGGUUUAGGCCGGGUCGGGCAGACGCUUGUUGUGAUGGGUUGGGUUCGGACUCUUCGGGUCCAGAGCAGUGUCACAUUCAUCGAGGUUAAUGAUGGUUCGUGCCUCGCAAAUAUGCAAUGUGUGAUGACCUCUGAAGCUGAAGGUUAUGAUCAGGUAGAAUCUGGUUUGAUCACAACCGGGGCAUCAAUAUGGAUACAAGGCACUGUGGUGGCAAGCCAAGGAUCAAAGCAAAAAGUGGAAUUGAAGGUCGAGAAGAUUGUCGUGGUUGGCAAAAGUGAUCCUUCCUAUCCCAUUCAAAAGAAAAGGGUCAGUAGGGAAUAUUUGAGAACUAAAGCACAUCUUCGUCCUAGAACAAAUACAUUUGGUGCGGUUGCAAGAGUAAGGAAUGCUUUGGCCUAUGCUACACAUAAGUUUUUUCAAGAAAAUGGGUUUGUUUGGAUCUCUAGUCCUAUCAUUACAGCUUCAGAUUGUGAAGGAGCGGGAGAACAGUUCUGUGUGACUACAUUGAUUCCCAGCACCAGUGAAGCUGCUGAUUCUCCUGUCAAUGCCAUUUCAAAAACGAAGGAAGGUUUAAUAGACUGGUCACAGGAUUUUUUUGGAAAACCAGCCUUCUUGACAGUCUCAGGCCAACUUAAUGCUGAAACAUAUGCAACUGCUCUUUCAGAUGUGUAUACUUUUGGUCCCACAUUUCGAGCAGAAAAUUCUAACACUUCUAGACACUUAGCUGAAUUUUGGAUGAUUGAACCUGAACUAGCUUUUGCCGAUCUGAAUGAUGACAUGGCCUGCGCAACUGCCUAUCUCCAGUACGUAGUGAGACAUAUUCUUGAUACUUGCAAGGAAGACAUGGAUUUUUUCAACACUUGGAUUGAGAAAGGGAUCAUUGAUCGAUUGAGUGCUGUGGCUGAGACAGAUUUUGUUCAGUUGACUUAUACUGAUGCAGUUGAGCUCCUUCUAAGAGCAAAUAAGAAAUUUGAUUUCCCGGUAAAGUGGGGAUGUGAUUUGCAGAGUGAGCAUGAACGUUAUAUAACUGAAGAGGCUUUUGGCGGAUGCCCUGUCAUAAUCAGAGACUAUCCAAAGGAGAUCAAGGCAUUCUAUAUGCGGCAGAAUGAUGAUGGGAAAACUGUGGCAGCCAUGGAUAUGCUGGUUCCUCGAGUUGGGGAGCUUAUUGGUGGAAGCCAAAGAGAAGAACGGCUUGAAUAUCUGGAAGAUAGAUUAGAUGAACUGAAGCUAAACCUUUCCAAAUUUUUUUUUUUUUUUCACCUUAAUUAUGUUUUUGCAGUUCCUCAUGCGGGCUUUGGACUGGGGUUUGAAAGGCUUGUUCAAUUUGCAACUGGCAUAGAAAAUAUAAGAGAUGCUAUACCUUUCCCUCGAUCACCUGGUUCUGCUGAAUUUUAAUGGCAAAAUUUGAUUGACUUCUGUUGUUAUAAAAUUAUAGACAAGACUGAGGUUUUUUUGUUGCUUCUCUUCAUAUUCAUGUUUUCUGUACAUAUUUUGGUUGAGUUAUAGGGUCU